Messenger RNA from Ctenocephalides felis (cat flea), 981 nucleotides. RefSeq lists its product as uncharacterized. Gene Ontology annotation, cellular component: nucleus. The transcript has 6 exons. Lineage: Eukaryota; Metazoa; Arthropoda; Insecta; Siphonaptera; Pulicidae. Gene Ontology annotation, molecular function: zinc ion binding. The record is from RefSeq and is a predicted model, not a curated record. Bases 55 to 981 code for a protein of 308 amino acids.
ACAUUGUUCAAAUGUCAUAAUCAAAUAAAAAUAAGAAAUUUGCCUGGUCCUAAAAUGCCAAAGGCAAAGAAAUCGGCAACAAAAGCCAAAUUAAGAAAAACUCAACAUGAUUUAUUACAAUCUUGCAGAUUGUGUGGGAUAAUAGGUGGAAAUCGGGUUCCUAUCAUUCAGGAAACAAUGACAAUAGGCGAUGAUACUUGCAUAGAUGAAAGUAAUGAAAUACAAAUUAACAAAAAAAUUCAAGACUGUUUAUCCAUUGAGGUAAAAUAUGGAGAUAAUUUGCCACCACUUAUUUGUGUUAUUUGCUUAAACAAAUUGAAUGAUUUCUAUGAAUUCCGAAUUAUGUGUUCUGAAACUAAUAUAAGACUACACAAGGCUUUGGGUAUAUCUAUAGAUAAACCACAGCCUGUUGGAAUGGUUGUUUCUACUGGAACUGCGGACAAUCAGUUAGAUUGCAUUCUUGGUGUAGCAGGACCAGUAUUUUUUCAACCAUCUUCAUCUACAAAUAAAGAAGUUAACAAAAAAAUAACACCAAUAAAAAAAGAAAGUAAAAUUAAAUAUAAAGCACCUGAAGCAAAUGAUGAAGAUGAUGACAAGCCACUAAUAAAGAGAGUUAAGGUUAAAAAUGAAAUUCUUGGGCCAAUUUUAGAAGUCAAACCCCCUAAUAAACGAGAACGCAAUAGGAAUAGGAAAUUGGCAGUGCUUGAAAAAUUUUUCAUUAAAAAGAAACUGGCUUUAAGAAAUAAAUCGAUCAUGGCCUCUAAUCAAGCUGAACCGGUUGCAAAAAAAAUAAAGAAAAAGAAACUGCCUUUUAAUUGCAAGGUGUGUUCAGAAAGAUUUGCUUCUCCAAAUAUUCUAAAAACUCAUCAGUUACAAUCCCAUGUUCCAAAUAUAUAUAAAUUUGGAUGCAUACCUUGCAGGGAAGGCUUCCCAACUGUAGAAGACAGAACAAAACACCAUAAUUGGCACAAACAAAUUUAG